CCCGAGCGGCGCGGUCCCGCCUGCCCGCUCGCGCCCGGGCGCUGGCGCCGGCGCCGCCAUGGGCAAGAAGCACAAGAAGCACAAGACCGAGUGGCGCUCUUCGUACGAGGAUUAUGCCGACAAGCCCCUGGAGAAGCCGUUGAAGCUGGUCCUUAAGGUUGGGGGCAGUGAAGUGACCGAACUCUCGGGAUCUGGCCACGAUUCCAGUUACUACGACGAUAGGUCAGACCAUGAGCGAGAGAGACACAAAGAGAAGAAGAAGAAGAAGAAGAAAAAGUCAGAGAAGGAGAAGCGACUUGAUGACGAAGAAAGAAGGAAGCGAAAGGAGGAAAAGAAGCGGAAGCGAGAGAAAGAACACUGUGACACAGAGGGGGAGGCUGACGACUUUGAUCCUGGGAAGAAGGUGGAGGUGGAGGCACCCCCUGAUCGGCCAGUGAGAGCCUGCCGGACCCAGCCAGCUGAGAACGAGAGCACGCCGAUUCAGCAGCUGCUGGAGCACUUCCUCCGGCAGCUCCAGAGAAAAGAUCCUCAUGGGUUUUUUGCUUUCCCUGUCACGGAUGCAAUUGCUCCUGGAUAUUCAAUGAUAAUAAAACACCCGAUGGACUUUGGCACAAUGAGAGACAAGAUCAUGGCUAACGAGUACAAGUCGGUCACAGAAUUCAAGGCAGAUUUCAAACUGAUGUGUGAUAAUGCAAUGACGUACAACAGACCAGAUACCGUGUACUACAAGCUGGCCAAGAAGAUCCUGCAUGCUGGCUUUAAGAUGAUGAGCAAGGAGCGGCUGCUAGCUCUGAGGCGCAGCAUGUCGUUCAUGCAGGACAUGGAUUUUUCUCAGCAGGCAGCUCUUCUGGGCAGCGAAGAGGCCGCUGUUGAGGAACCUGCUCCUGAGGUUGUACCCGUCCAAGUAGAAACAGCCAAGAGAGCCAGAAAGCCGAGUAGAGAGGUCAUGAGCUGCGUGUUCGAGCCUGAAGGGAACGCCUGCAGCCUCACGGACAGCACUGCGGAGGAGCACGUGCUGGCACUGGUGGAGCACGCAGCAGAUGAGGCUCGAGACCGGAUCAACCGCUUCCUCCCUGGUGGCAAGAUGGGCUACCUGAAGAAACUCUGUGAUGGAAGCCUGCUCUACAGCGUUGUCAACGCAGCUGAGCCCGAUGCCGAAGAGGAGGAGACGCACCCUGUGGACCUGAGCUCGCUCUCCAGUAAGCUGCUCCCGGGCUUCACCUCGCUGGGCUUCAAGGACGAGAGAAGAAACAGAGUCACGUUUCUGUCCAGUGCCAGCACUGCGCUCUCCAUGCAGAAUAACUCGGUGUUCGGAGACUUGAAAUCGGAUGAGACAGAGCUGCUGUAUUCGGCCUAUGGAGAUGAGACGGGCGUGCAGUGUGCACUGAGCCUGCAGGAGUUUGUGAAGGAUGCUGGGAGCUACAGCAAGAAAAUGGUGGACGACCUCCUGGACCAGAUCACAGGCGGGGACCACUCAAGGAUGCUGUUCCAGCUGAGGCAGAGGAGAAAUGUUCGCACGAAGCCUCCGGAUGAUGUGAAGGUUGGGGACACACUGGGAGAUGCCAGUGCCUCUACUUUGGACUUCACCUCCAUGCGACCCUGCCCCGAGGUCUCACUGGACAUCUCCGUGCUGGGUGCUCUGGGGAAAGUGAAGAAGGAGCUACACCAUGAUGAUGGCCACUUGAGCUUGGACGAGACAACCAAGCUCCUGCAGGACCUGCAUGAAGCGCAGGCAGAGCGUGGAGGCUCCAGACCCUCAUCUAACCUCAGUUCCCUUUCCAACGCCUCUGAGCGAGAUCCUCACCAUCUGGGAAGCCCGUCCCACCUGAGUGUCGGGGAGCAGCCGGAUGUGACCCACGACCCUUACGAAUUUCUUCAGUCUCCAGAACCUGCAGCCUCCACCAAGAACUAGCUCGUAGGUAGCCUUCCGUUGUUUCACUUUGUUGAGUUUUCAUUCGCGUGUACAGUUUCGUCGUGAGACAAAGACUUACUUUUCCCCCUUUGGCGUGCGGGAAACAGACCCAGGAGGUGAAGAACUGUCUGUGACAUCACUGGCAGCAGCGCAGCUCCUGGGCACCGGGCCCCAUCGCGUGGAUUUUGAAUAGUGGCUGCCAUAUACAAGGGCAUGUGGCUGGCUUGCCCCGAGCACCAGGGUCAGACGCGGGCAGGCUGUUGUCUCUGCCCGUGUCUGGUCAUGGCCCUGGGGAACAGACCAGAGUGUGUCUGUGCUUGUGCUGAGCCUCCUGUGUGUCCCAAGCCCACAUUUCCCAGGCAGUGGGGUCUCCAGAGGACAGCCUGAGGCGGGGCAGUCUCCUCAUUGCUGUUUGGUGUGUGAGUGGACACAGUGAGCCUGGGACAGAGAAGAAUCCAGUGUCCGUGAAGCACAUUGUGACUGGGUGUCUACUGGAUGCCUGCUGACCUCUGCGAAGUGCUGUAAAUACAGAUCUUAAUAAAGAGACAUGCAAAGAGCCUAC
Messenger RNA from Lepus europaeus (European hare), 2474 nucleotides. RefSeq names its product bromodomain containing 9 (gene BRD9). The transcript has 16 exons. NCBI's taxonomy places the organism in Eukaryota, Metazoa, Chordata, Mammalia, Lagomorpha, Leporidae. The record is from RefSeq and is a predicted model, not a curated record. Bases 59 to 1912 code for a protein of 617 amino acids. Gene Ontology annotation, biological process: regulation of transcription by RNA polymerase II. Gene Ontology annotation, cellular component: nucleus.